GAAGAGACAUGGCGACCGUCAAAUGAACGAAUACCGACAUCAUCAUGUUUGUGGAAAACUUCAAGGACGACUUCUAUACGAAAAUCAUCAACCAGCGUUUACUCAUUCUCGUAGCACUUGAAGCGGACGCUCUUUGUGCUUGUAAGAUCCUUCAGAGUUUGCUACAUGGUGACAACAUUCAAUACACUCUAGUGCCGGUAGACGGCGUGACGUCGCUGCAGGGAGUGUUUGAAGAGCACGGAGAUCAGAUCAAGCAUGUUGUGAUGAUCAACUGCGGUGGUAGUGUUGACAUCCUGGAAAUUCUCCAACCUCAGGAAGACGUCUCGUUCUAUAUCAUAGACAGCCACCGUCCUCUAUUUCUCGACAACAUCUUCAAUCAACAACAGGUGAAACUAUUGGUUGACUCCGAGACUGAAGCAUUUGAAUUGCCGGAGUUUGAUGAUAUUUAUCGCUCAGACUCCGAAGAUGACGAAGGUAGGUCUGACCUGGAGGAAGAGGAAGAGGAAGAGGAAGAAGAAAAGGAACACGAGUCUGAAACAGAACCAGCAGCUAAGCGACCCCACAGAAAAGAGACUCGAUAUCAACGUCAGAGGAGAAGGAGAUUAUGGCUACGAAGACGAGAUGAGAUCAAACACAAGUAUUACUACUACGCUCACAAAGGAACGGCAUCUGCACUGCUGAUGUUUGACUUGGGUUGGAAAUUAUCAAAAGACAACGUGGACUUGCUGUGGUACGGCAUUGUAGGGCUAGCAGAUCAAUAUGUAAAUUGUCUUAUUGACCGAGAGAAGUAUGUCACAGAUUUAGGAAACGCUCACAACCACGUGUUGAGAUUAUGCAGAAACGACACGGAAGGCGCUGCGGCUUCGGUUAACUCAAGGAAAAUUGUAUUUGACAACGAGUUGUGUUUGACACUGUAUCGACAUUGGACACUGUACGACAGCCUCUAUCACUCCGAGUACACGUCGUGUAGAUUCAGAGUCUGGACGGUGAGAGGACAGAAACGGCUGCAAGAGUUUCUAGCAGAUAUUGGCGUUCCCUUGAGUCAAUGUAAGCAGAAGUUUAGCUGCAUGGAUGUCGAAAUGAAAACUAACGUGAAGGAGUGGAUCACAAAGUUGGCAGAGAAAUAUGGUUUCCACAGACUUGAUAAGAUCAUGGUUGGAACAUUCUACACUCAGUUUGGAUAUUGCAAUAAGGUGUGUGCAGAAGAUAUGGCUCAUUGUCUUUCAGCACUGUUGCACAGUCCGGACAGAGGCCAGUCUGUCACUGACAAUUUUCACGGGGCUCUUGACGCCCUAACGAGAACAAACACAGAUCUACUUCAGAAAGGUCUGCGAUUGGCUCAGGACCAGCAAGUUGCAGUCUCUCGUCAAGUAAAGUCUUUCAUUGAUAUGCGUCAACCGAUAAACGCCGGCCAAUUUAUUUAUGCUCACGUGGAUAUGAGCAUGCCUUACGUGAAGUAUUUCAUGACGUCAAGCAGCCUGUUUCAGCUCGCAAGAUUUCUCAUGAAUGCGUGGAACUUGACCACCAAGAAAGCAAAGGAGCUUUCGUUUGUUCUGUCUGUUCCAUUGGAUUCCGACCAAGGCACUUGUCUUAUUGUUGGAAUACCAUCUGUAAUGGAAGAGCAGCACAGAAGCUUUUUGGGUCGAGCAUUUGAGCAUGCUGCAGCCAGGAGUCACGUUAGGGCUAAAAAAGACAGCUUUGAUGCUGCAGUUAUUGAACUGAAAAUGGAUGAUCGUAUGGAAUUUUGUGACGCAUUGUCGCAUGUGCUGAGUACUUGAACCCACCAAAUAUUCGAGUCAAUUGAGUGGAUGUAUUUAGUAGCAACAGAGUUUGGAGCACAAGGGCUUGACGCUCUGACUUCAAUUUAUAUUAUACUUAUUGACUGAUUAAUAAAGACUGCAUGUGUCUGUAAAGGGUCAACAUACGGUGCAG
Corticium candelabrum is the source of this 1932-nucleotide messenger RNA. RefSeq names its product cell division control protein 45 homolog. The coding region runs from base 45 to 1778 and encodes 577 amino acids. The record is from RefSeq and is a predicted model, not a curated record. Gene Ontology annotation, cellular component: DNA replication preinitiation complex. Gene Ontology annotation, molecular function: DNA replication origin binding; chromatin binding; single-stranded DNA binding. Gene Ontology annotation, biological process: double-strand break repair via break-induced replication; DNA replication initiation; mitotic DNA replication preinitiation complex assembly. The transcript is spliced from 23 exons. NCBI's taxonomy places the organism in Eukaryota, Metazoa, Porifera, Homoscleromorpha, Homosclerophorida, Plakinidae.